UUUCAAGCACACAAUUGACCUAGAUUGGUUCCUAUUUUGUUGCUCAUGACAACAAAAGGAAUCGGAAGGUAAAGAUGUCUGGUUUACCUCGAGAAGUUCUCAAAUGGAUCCAGAGCCUGGACCUCACGUGGCAAAUAAAGACGCCUAAGUGGGACCUGACAAAUGGAUACCUCGUGGCGGAGAUAUUUUCAUGGUACUUCCCACAGGACAUUCAGAUGCACUCUUAUAACAAUGGAACUUCAUUAGACUCAAAGUUAAGAAAUUGGAGUUUACUCAAACUGUUCAUUAAAAGACACAACCUGGAUAUAGCGGAGGAGUUGUUAGAAGGAACUAUCCAUUGUAAGGAGGGGGCCUCCACACUUCUAACGGAACGCAUUUAUGAAAUUUUAACCAACAGAAAAGUUCGAAAACAAACAAAGGACGAUGAAAUUGAUUUUACCGACCGAGCAUAUCAGAACCGAUUACCCAUGCAUGCCCGAUCAACAGCCUCUAAAGCCGUGAAAAAUAACCUCAGGAUCACAGAAACAAUGGCGGACCAAAACCUCAUCCUCAGCGCUCAAAAGUCACAAAAAAUUAUCAACGACCACAUAGAACAUCGGCGUCAGGAGCGGUACGAGAACCCUGUACGAUUUAAUGUGAAGCCAACGCUUGGAGAGAGGAGCUUACGUAGACCUCCUGUACAGCCAAAACAACUCACAUAUGAAACAGACAGAACACUGGACUCCAUCGGCAAGGAUGGACCCCACCCAGAAUUACCGGCGUACUCCCGUGAACCAAGUGUACAGUUUAAAGAGAUACAGGUGAACCAGUUGGACAAGUCAGCACUUUAUAAUAUGCCUGUCCAGGGUUUCUAAACAAAUUAUUCUACAAAGUCAGUUAAAUGUGCAGAAAUUUGAUUAAAUGAACAUAUGAAAGAUCUUUAAAUUGGAUCUUCUGUGAAACCUUUGCAAGUGAUCUUCAUGAGACCAUAUCAGUCAAGGGAGACAACUUUAUAAUAGUCAAGGGAGACAACUCUACAAUGCCCAGGUUAUAUAUAGCUGUAACUGUGUGAAGUCCUGCUGUAGGAUCACCUGUUUGUCAGGUCCUGUUUGGUAGCCGUCUGGAGUUUGAAGGAUGUAAAUUGACUAUUUAUUGAUACAAACUUUAGGGAGCUGGUAUAUAUGUUAAUCUGUGUGGUUCGAUUAUAACCGCAAAAAAUAUCUCAUCAACUUAAUGUUAUACCUAUAUCUGUGAUACAACUUAUGGUACAUCGGUACGGGACGACACAAUCUAAACUUUAUCUGGGAAGUAAAGAAUAUUACAGAGAGUAAAAGUUAUAAAGGUUUACAAGUUAUAAAGAUGUACAAGUUAUAAAGAUGUACAAAUUAUAAAGAUGUACAAGUCUUAAAGGUGUACAGAUUAUAGGUGUACAAGUUAUAAAGGUGUACAGAUUAUAAAGGUGUACAGAUUAUAGGUGUACAGAUUAUAAAGGUGUACAGAUUAUAAAGGUGUACAAGUUAUAAAGGUGUACAGAUUAUAGGUGUACAAGUUAUAAAGGUGUACAGAUUAUAAAGGUGUACAGAUUAUAAAGGUGUACAAGUUAUAAAGGUGUACAGAUUAUAGGUGUACAGAUUAUAAAGGUGUACAUUAUAAAGGUGUACAUUAUAAAGGUGUGCAAGUUAUAAAGGUGUACAGAUUAUAAAGGUGUACAGGUAUAUCGUUUGUAUGUAAUCAUGUCUGACAAUUUCUGGAGUUGAGCUUGGUAUUGAUAAUGAUGUGAUAUUAUUAAAAUCCUAUUUUUCAUUGUGAGAUUGGAGUGCCACAACAAUGUUGUAUCUGAUAAAGUUUAUUAUCAAUUUGUGCCACAAUAUCUGUCCAAGAUAUCACAGAGUCAAUCAUGUUCUUCUGUACAAACAGAUGUGAUAAGUAGAAAUUCAUUUUGUAAAAAGUACUUCAAUAUUUAAAAAUGUUUCCGAGAACUAUUAGAAUAAGUCGAGUACAUGUAUAUGAUGGGAGAGGAUUCCUCUUUGUAAGAGCCGUCGUAAUGAAGACAACAUGCCUUUACUGCAAUUUUUGUUUUGUUAUGAAUGAUUCAUAUUUGUAAAAAAAAUAAACAUAUGAAAACUGAACA
Molecule: messenger RNA, 2110 nt
Organism: Pecten maximus
Lineage: Eukaryota; Metazoa; Mollusca; Bivalvia; Pectinida; Pectinidae
Product: spermatogenesis-associated protein 4-like
Exons: 6
Coding region: 75-854 (259 amino acids)
Biological process (GO): regulation of cytoskeleton organization
Cellular component (GO): axoneme
Molecular function (GO): microtubule binding
Source: RefSeq, a predicted model, not a curated record